CAAUAUCGUUUUGGCAUUUCUGCUAGGUUGUUUUUUGUUGUUUGUCCAGCAUUUUGCAGCCUACAGCUACACAUACGAUACCAGCACAUUUACUCGACUUGACUCGACGCGACACAGCGAUACUCAUAGCUCAUAGCUCACGAUACCUUCUACCGAUCGUGUACCCCUAUACCAAAACGAACAGGGCAGCAUCAUACACACCUCCAAGGCUCAUACUACCCCUUGCGUACAUACCUCAAGCCCCUAUUGCGGGUAUCCUUCAAGAUGGCUCCCUCAGCCCUUCACUCCCUCCCCUCGCCAACCAUAACCUUCAAGCCUAUCCUAGCAGCAUUCGCACAGCUGCCAACAGCAACCCCAACAACGUUGCUAACGACAGUCGCAAAGCUCAUACCCCGAACUGCCACGAACGUGUCCGUCUACAUCACCCAGAGCCCCUCGGCUUCCCCAGCACCGACAGACGCACCGAAUCUCAAAGACCCAGUCUACGGCAACCUCACCUGGACAUUCAUCGUCGUCCCGUGCGUCCCCGUCAUCGUCCUUGUCUUCUUCAUCUUUACCUGCUACCAGGAACGCCGCCGCACCAUCAAGAACAUGGAGAGAAAUCCCGAUAUUGAGAUGCAGACCUUCCACAAGUACUGGUUCCCCUGGCGCGAGCUCGAUAAGAACGAGGCCCCCAACGAGGUAAGUGAAACCAACAAGAACCUGUCCUCCUCCCAAAUCACAUCUCUUCCCCUUGGUGCCCGAGACGGCGUUGUUGGUCCUGGAGAUGCUGCUGCUGCUGCUGCUGCUGCUGCUUCAGCUACGGCCGGCAGCACACCCCCAGGCAUCAUCACCCUCGAAGACCACUCCCGUCGCAAAAACCGUCCAUGGGCAGCGUGGCACCCGAGUGACGGAACCCAGAUCCCCCUCAUAACCCUCUACGAUAACCCCCCCUCCUGGGGCCGACGACACCUUUGGUCCGAAGUCAUGGCAUACCCGUCUCUCCUGACGCCUGGCCUCAUCCGUCGUCGAACUAAACCUCCCAAACCCGAUCCCGCCGACGAUACCUCCUCCCCAUCCUCCUACUCCUACUCCUCCCCUCUGAGCCCGAACGCCUCUCCCCCGAGACUGGAUACCUCCCCGAGACCCGCUCCCCCUCGAACCCCCGGCGGUCUACGCAUCAUCACGGAAUCCGGCGAAGGCGAAAUCACCACCGCCCCGAAACGCCCCCGAUUCGCAGAGCCCACAACUCAAAUCAUCGAAUCCUACCAACCCGAACCCGAACACGGCCCCGGACGAGAAACUAACCAACAUCCCACCCAGAUCUACGGAAGAACAGGCCGCCGUCGCCACUGGGGCCGCGAAGACGACCAUCCCCGCGAGAACCACAGCUCGAGCUCCAGCUCAGGCCAUAGUUCCCGCGAAAACCAGACAGACAAGUCAGACGAAGCAAACGAGAACGGUUAUGGCAACGAAGAAGGCAACAACUCGGACGCAGACUCCAUCACAACACAGAAACCCAUCCGCCCGCCCACCGACAUGCCCUCCUUCGGCCGCUUCAAAGACGUCUCUUCCUCUACCGCCACUGCUCAGAAGAGCCCCACCACCACCACCACCACCGCAAGCAGCAGCGGCACAGGCACGGGCACCUGGGCAGCAGGCCACAUCCCCUCCUACUACGGCGCCUCUCCAUUCCCGGCGCAAACACACGUCAAGCAGCCACGUGGAAAGCCUCAUCCAUCCACGAGCGCAUCCACCUCGGCAACCCCAACCGCAGCAGCAGCAGCAGCAGCAGCCCUCUCCCGCCGAGCCCACGCCUCAACAUCGCGAUCCUCCGCCGCAAACUCAGACGGCGUUUCCCCGCUCUCCAGUGCGCGCUCCUCCACCGUCAUCGUCACAGCCGGCGACGCCCGCCGCCGAACAGCAAACACCGUCUCCAGCGUCGGAUCCGAGCCGGGCUCUCCAACGCGCAUGGGCAGCGCUCAGUGGCGUGGCAACCUCGUGUUCGAUUCUGACGAGGAAGAGCAGGACCAGGGCAGCAAAUUCGUCCGCGAGGGUGGUUCUGAUAACAAGGUGGGAAAGCACAGCAAGAAUGUCAAGCCCUAGAACAGCGAGACCUCUUCUGCUGAUGCUGGUACCGCAUUUCCCGCUGGAACCGACGAGAACAUGACCGCGAGCAAGUCCACGUCCAAAGGCAAAGGCAAGGCCAAGAGCCAGUACAGAUCUAAAUCCGACACUGUCGCCGGAGCCAAGACAGACAACAUCAUCGCCAAGACCAAAGCCAAAUGCACCUGCAAAAGCAAAGGCAGAGGCAAAGGCAAAGCCAUACCCGCCAACGCCAGUGGCGGUGCAGCCGUCGACGACGUCGUCGUCGCUGAAUCAUCCACCUCCGCGUCCG
Colletotrichum phormii is the source of this 2377-nucleotide messenger RNA. RefSeq lists its product as uncharacterized. Lineage: Eukaryota; Fungi; Ascomycota; Sordariomycetes; Glomerellales; Glomerellaceae. The record is from RefSeq and is a predicted model, not a curated record. The transcript has a single exon. The coding region runs from base 265 to 2085 and encodes 606 amino acids.